Molecule: messenger RNA, 3009 nt
Organism: Anneissia japonica
Lineage: Eukaryota; Metazoa; Echinodermata; Crinoidea; Comatulida; Comatulidae
Product: E3 ubiquitin-protein ligase TRIM50-like
Exons: 2
Coding region: 1397-2857 (486 amino acids)
Molecular function (GO): zinc ion binding
Source: RefSeq, a predicted model, not a curated record
CUCUGCGCAGGUUUAACGAAGAACGACUAUUCAAUUACGGCCAAUAAUUCAAUACACACCCUCAACACUAUAUUGUAGCCUAAGAGCAUAACUUUUUCUUUCUUUUAUUGAAUGCUAUUCUGGGAAUCCCACUUCCUAGUAUGUUUUACCUCCUUUUAAAACCACCGUUUACACAUGCAAUUAAUUAGUACUCAAUUCUUCAACCAUCAUCUACAAUUGGAAAUUUGCUUCCCAUAAAUUAAAACUUAAGUCUAGUAAUUAACAGCCCAAGAUAAAAAAUAAAAAUCAGACGUAUAAAAAAAGGCAUUUGAAACGUAUGAUUUGAUAAUUGAAAGUUAUAAAAUUUAAGGUAAAUAAUAACAUACAAAAAAUUUCGGCAUUAAUUUUUAAGAGUUGUGAUUAAAAGCGGUGAACUGUGGCAUGUUUAAUAAAUAAUUGCAUUUGUAGUGCAUUUGCUACAAACGAUUUUCUGCCGCCACUUGACUUUUGCACUGCCACUUGACUUUGCACUGCAACUUGUAGUUUGUCCUUUUGGCGCGGUAUCACCAAAAUAGGCCUGCAACGUACAAGUGGCAGUGCAAAAGUCAAGUGGGGGCGCGCAUUUGAGUUGCAGCACAGAGUUGCACUGCGACACUUGACUUUUGCUCUGCGCUGCUUGUGGUUUGUCCUUUUUGCGUCCUUUAGUUUUGCUGAUCCACAGAGCAGCCACACGUGCAUGCGUAUUGCCGACUUACAACCGUCCAUUUUCCAGCGGGGUGUAAAUAUGUUUUUAACACGACAUCGCGUGUUGUAGGCCUACGUUAAAUUUUCACCUACGUUUUUGGGAAUCCUCACCGAAUGUCGGUAUGAAAACAACGUAAAUUCAAUCAAUAAAUAUUGUUAUCAAACGUAAAUCUGAUUUUGCUUUCUUAAUGCAACAUGCGAUAGAUUCGAAGAAGGUAUAAAAAGAAGUUGCUGAAGGUAGACCAGGACCAACUAGUAUAGGCUGAGGCCGAGCUGAAUUAGGCCAAGCCGUUACGACAAUACUUAGUUGGGCACUGAGGUAUAAUACUGUAUUCAAUGCUUUCUUAUCAAUUCAGGUAAACACUAUAUUUUGCCUGAUAAAAUACAGUGUAUAGUCCGGUUUGAAUAGUACACUUGCAAAAAUAACUGGAAAUUUCCGUAGGAAGAUUCAAUUGCAUAUUCAGGGAGUGCUACUUGUAAAAAGUAGGCGUGUUAACAUGUGUUACUUUAGAAUGUAUUAUCGAGAUACUUCCUUGUUUACCCUCGAUUAAAUGGAAUCUACCGAACGUUGCGUUACCAGACGCUGAGCUGAGGCUAUAAAGAAGACGAUAUCUUUGUACUGGCCUGACUUGUCUGUAGGUUCACUUCCACGACUGAAAUUCAUAAGUAUUAAAUGGCAGGUGAAAAGCAAACGGACCCGCUUAGGGGAUUUGCAGAAGGUAUCCUUCAGUGUUCUAUAUGCUUUUGUGAGAUGGAACAACCUAAACAACUUGUAUGUGGACAUGCGUUCUGCUUAAAAUGCGUGAAAGGCUAUUUCGCUACACAGAAUGAUCGACAACGUGUAGAGUGUGCCUUAUGCAGAAAGAAAACCGACGUGCCAUCCCAUGGUCUGGAGAAACUGCCAUCAUUUUUUGUAGCUGAACAAGCAAAAGAUUGUUUAGCAAAAGCUGAUCGAAUUGAUGCCACGUACGGCAGAAGUUGUAGUACCCAUCGAAGGAACUUAGACGUGUGGUGCACUCCAUGCAAUGAACUCAUAUGCCGUCAAUGUAAGGGGCACUCAGGUCACGACACUUGUAGCCUUAAUACAGCCAAUGCGGAAGUCGACACACUUUUCAAGAACUAUCUUAAAGAAAAUUCUAAAUACAAAAACAAAAUCGAUGAGAUUAAAAGUUACAAGCUAACAAUAAAACAACAAAAAGAUGACAGUUUGGAAAGCUUUAUCAAGCGAGCAACUGAAGAAUUUGAAAAACGAGUAGAGUAUAUUAAAAAAGAGGCGGCAGAUAUUGAGAAAAAGCAUCUAGGUCAACUCAACUCAAAACUUGAGGAACUUGAAGCAACUUACACCACCAGAAAGAAAAUCACCAAUGACUACCAGCAAGUCCACAGAGACAAUAUGCAACAAAAGUUACCUUAUCUAAAACAUCUACUACCGGGAGGAACACAAGAUUUAGAAGACACGGAAGCUUUGCCAUUGUCAAAUCAACCUGAUCCUUUUGAAAGAUUAUUUCAAUGUUCUUUUGAUGAUCUCUUCCGAGCAUAUCGAAAUUUAAGGGGGAGGUCGUCUGGUGAUAUCAGAGGUGAGAAGUCUUCUAUGCCACCAGAUAUGCUUUUACGCAGUCGUAGUGUCAUUGAAGAUGUCUUUAAAAAUCCUGUUGAAGGAGAAAGGUCAACUGUCAUAGUUAGUAAAAUGAAUAAGGAAUACGGGAAGAGCUGGAACUGUUUCAUAGCAAGAAGCGAACCUGAGCUAUCCCAUGGUUUUGACUAUGAAUACACAUUCGAAGCACAAGUGGAUGGCCACACGUUAGUUCUAAGUAAAGUUCCAUCAGCCGAUGAAAAAUGUUUUCCAGACGGCACCAUUUUCCGUCCAGAAAUCAUCAGUAGCAACGUCGACAAGGCAACUCGUGAGAGAGCUUUAAAUCUGUUGAAUGAGUGUCUAAACCAAGGAGGCGGGUGUACAAGAAACGAUAUUGCAAAGUACAUGAGAAAAUUUGGUGUGAAUAUCAGGUCAACCCGUCUGAACGAAGCUUGGCAGUGUAUCGUAGCUGGAGGACAUAUCGCAAUGCAGAAAGUCAGCAGUUCUUCCAAGCAUAUCUUAAUCCGCAUAGGUCAAGAAAGAAUACUUUUAUUCAAGUGAUAUUAUACCAAAAAAAUCCAUCAUACUGUAUGAUAUAUCCAGAGGUGACGGAACUAAAGGGUGCUGUGUUAUGGAGAGUAAUGUGUGACCGGAAAUGGUCUGCAGUCAGUUGGUUGUUACCAUGCGCCAGUGAUGUUGGAGUAUAUAGUACA